UUCCUUCUUGUUUAUACCAUACAAUUAGCACCAAUUUUGGUCAUUUUUGUCAUUACAUUAUUUAAGAAGACUACAUGAAACCAUAACUCAAUCAAAUUAAUCUCCCUAGCUCUGUCUUGCUUUUUAAAAUGUUGCAGUCUCGCAGUGUAGACAUUGCGUUUUUCCAAGGCACUCUGAAACCGGCUUUGAAUGCCAGUUAGCUUUAUGAUAGGUUCGCCAUCACUUGUCACCUAGCCAAUAUAAAAAUUCUGGGUUUUAGGUCAGAAUGGUCUCACAGCAUGCUUGUUAUUCCAGCUAGCUAGCUAGCUAACUAUUGAAUUUUGUUCAAAACAGCAGUUACUACAAACAGAAUCGUUCACAAAGAUAUGGAUGAAAAUGCGUCCCGUAGCCAUGAGUUAAAUAUGGAACGCCUAUUCUACUGUCUAAAUAAGGGACGAUUACAUAUUUUAUGAGAUGGUUGGCAUCCCUAAAUGAAGCCAGUAACUAGAACCGUGAUUCAAUGUUGCCAUCUAUUGCAAAAUUGGACAUUGAAAAGGGGAGGGGACGUAACAACAAUUCAAAAUCGAUAUAAUAAUGUUGCUGUUUUAACUGCUUUAGAAUGCUGGAUUUUGUAGCGCAUUGAUUUUAGAACUGUUCAAAGGCUGAAGUGUCCCUUUACUGAGAAAUAAUGCCCACCUUUGGACCAAUCAGAAUCGAGCAUUCAGCCAAGCUGUUGUAUAAAUUAAAAAUAUUAUCUUCUUUUAAUUUUCGGCAGACUAGGCACAGGCAGUGCAUUGCUACCUCCCGGUGGUUAAAAACAACGCAUUUGGUCUUUGCAAACGGAAAUGAUGUACGUGUUUAUUAGCAUAUUGAGCGGGGAAUUGAGAUCUGAUCACAAGUGGUCACUCGAGACGCAUUCUGAUGCCAGGUGUGAACUGACAUCCGUCUCGACUGAAUCUAGACACAAUCUGGAUAUAUCUGGAUACAAAGUACAGGUCUGAACAGGGCCAGUGACUCUGUAGCCCACAGUUAGAGAUGCACCGAUACCAAUUUUCUUUAUGUUGUGUACUGUUUGAAACAAUAUUGAUAAAGGAUAAACUAAAAAAAGGAUAAAUAGACAAAGCAAUGCUAAAAGUUCGGUGAAAAUUCACUUUCAAAUAUACCAAGCUGUAACUGAGGGGGAUAAAUGGCCAAUUUACAGUCCUAGCACUUAUAAACCCUUAAUUUAUUAUUUUGUAUUAUAUUUAUUAUAUUUGGUAUCCUUCAACCUUUGGGUAAAUAUAUUGCGAUCGUACUGCUUCGUGUUAAUUUUUAUAGUAUAGUAUAGUGUAACGUUGCAGUACACUACGUUGAAGAAGUUAAUUGCAGGUUUAAGAUUUAAAAGAUCAAAUUCAUUUAUUCUGCCGAUAGGUGUGAAACCUGACCUACAUGCGAAUAAGUACAUAUUGUAAUUAUACAAUAUAGACAGGUGAAUUUUCAAGCUGAACACAGAAAGUUAAAAUUAACAUCAUGUGGAUGGAUGUGCACAACCGCAGUUCAUUUCUGUUGUUAUACUGACAUCUUGUAGUCAUUUGACUUAACUGUGCUGUUUAUGAAGUACAUUUUUGCCAAAAAUGAAUCCUUGUUAGGAGCCAAGCACCAAUUGUGCCUCAGCACCAAUUGUAGUUGUUAGAAUUUUUCAGUAUUGUUAUUAUAGUUUCUGCCAUGGGAGCCGAUGGCAGCCCAAAGAAUAACUUGGUUAAUUUUUGUGAACUUUGGCACUUUGAUAGCAGACAGGACAAGGUAUCCACACACCAAGUUUGAUUUAGAUCAUCCACCCCUCUAGUGUCAGUGUGUACAGGUCAAAUUUGACAUUAGAUUUUUGGUCAUAACUUUUGUGAUGAUUGGCCUAGUCAUGAUUUUUAAAUUUUUUUUUAAAAACUAUGAUUAUUAGAUCCUGUUGAGUUAACACACCUACCAUUGUCAAUUUCUGCCAAAUUAGAUUUGAACAUUUUGAAAAACACAUUUUAUACAUCUUCUCCUAGACUGUUGAAUGGAUCACAAGAAAAUCUGGCAUGAAUCACCUUGAGAGUACUGUGACGAAAAGUUAUUAAAAAGACAGUUACUUGUUCAAAUAGUAUGGCAACUGUAAAUAAACAAAUUUGAUGGGAAAGGCACCAAACAAGAAGUGAGCCAUGUCUCUGAAACGCUUUGUUGUGUUGGUACUAAUUUUGGUGGUACCCUUCUAUGUAGAGCACGACCGAUAUAUCGGUUUGGCCGAUACAUCGGCCAUUAGUUGACUUUUUUGACGACAUCGGGAUCAGCAGUUAGGCAGCCGAUGUUUCCCGAUUUUUAAAUAAGUAUAAUAAACAAAAAAAACAUUGAUUAUUUAUCUGUACUUGUCUGUUCGAACGUUGUAAUUGCUAUUUACUAGAAUUAUCCAGUAGAGGGAGCUCUAAUACAACUGUGAACUGCAGCAGCUGACGCGCUACUACUGUAAUGACGUUUGUCACUCGUGCCUCAUCCAAUAUUCUCCACUGCAAGACUUGUCUGCACAGAUUCGAUUGCCGCAAUAAAGAUCAACAGAACAGUAUGGCCACCACUGUUGCUGUCAGUCCCAGCGAGUACCUUCAGCCCUCUGCCACCUCCACACAGGAAUCACAGCCCUCCCCACUGGCUCUUCUGGCUGCUACCUGCAGUAAGAUUGGCCCCCCUGCAGCUCAGGCGCCUGUCAGCACCCCUCCUACCCAGCCUGUCACCCGCCGCUUGUUACCUAUUAAGCCUGCUCCUAUUGCCCCUGCACCCCCAAAGAACCUGGGUUUCCUGUCCACCAAGAGUAACGUGAUCCAGCUCUCAGCAGGCCUUCCUUCCUCCACCCCCAGUGGUCCAAUCCUGCUCACCAUCCAGAACCCAGCUCGGCCUGCUGCCACCAAUAUCCAGUAUCAGGUGGUGCCACAGCUACAAGGUGCUUGUGGGCAGACUAUCCAGAUGAUGCCCCAGGGUGGGCAGAUUCAGAUAAUCCCAGGCACCAAUCAGGCUAUCAUCACUUCCCCUGUGACAGUCCCAGCCCCUCCUGUUCCUGCCACCACCCAGAAGUCCCUGGCCAUAAAGCCCUUUCCACAGAAGCGUCGACAGAACAGUGCCAAUGUGGUGCGGCUGCCUGGGGGCCUCACUCUUCCUCUCAGUGUGACUGCUAGUGAGGUGGGGGGAGCUCAGAUCCUUGCAGAAACUACGACUGCCCCUGCUCAAGCUUCUCCCGCCAAGGCUGCACGAAAGGGUCGCAAGAAACUUGUGACUGCCUCACAACCUAUUCCACCAGCACCGUCUCCACCCCCUGCUGUGGCUGUGGCUGAGCAAGUGGAGACCCUGCUGAUAGAAACAACAGCUGACAACAUUAUCCAGGCAGGAAACAACCUACUGAUCGUGCAGGGCUCAGGUCAGCCAGCCGUGGUACAACAGGUCCAACUGGUCCAGCAGAAGCCUGAUCAGCAGGUGGUGCAGAUACCUCCACAGGCCCUCAAAGUGGUACAGGCUGCCUCUGCCACCCUCCCUCCUGUCCCACAGAGACAACCCACUCCCAGCCAUCAGAUGACCACAGCUGAACCCACACAGGUACUAAUUAAAACAGCUUCAGGAGAGUGGCAGACAGUGCAGCUGCAGGAAACCACAGUGUCCACACCACCCCCCACUUCCAGCUCAGGCACUGUCGCCUUGCCCUCGGCUGGGGGAUGCAAGAGGAUGUUGGCUGGGGGGCGCAAGGAAAGAACCUUUCCCAAGAUUGCCCCAGCAGGAGGUCUGAUUGCACUUAAUGCAGCCCAACUGUCCUCAGCAUCACAAGCAGUGCAGACCAUCAAUAUCAACGGGGUGCAAGUGCAGGGAGUGCCUGUUACCAUCACCAAUGCAGGGGGUCAGCAACACCUCACCGUACAGACUGUGCAGAGUAGUGGGUUGCAGCUGGGUGGGGUGAGUGGUUCCCAGGGACAGCUGCAAGUGGAGCAAGCCUUGACACUGGAGAUCCAGGGCCAGCCCGGUGAGAAGAAACGACGUAUGGCCUGCACCUGCCCAAACUGCAAAGACAGUGAGAAAAGACCAGGGGAAAUGGGGAAGAAGAAGCACAUAUGCCACAUCCCAGGCUGUGAGAAGACCUUCCGCAAGACCUCAUUGCUGCGGGCACAUGUACGCCUACACACUGGGGAGCGUCCCUUCGUCUGUAACUGGGUUUUCUGCGGGAAGCGCUUCACACGUAGCGAUGAACUGCAGCGACACGCCAGGACACAUACAGGAGACAAACGCUUUGAAUGCACACAGUGCCAGAAGCGCUUCAUGAGGAGUGAUCAUCUCACCAAGCAUUACAAGACACACAUAAAUACAAAGAAUUUGUGAGAACGGUGUUCUGCAUCAGCGAGUGUGGUGUAUGCAAAGCUGGAAAUGGACAUCCUCAUGAACUUCAACACUCUGUUAAGGGGUUGGAAAACAGAAGUGGUGGUGUCCCAUGGGAGCGUGUUACCGAAAUGCACUCCGGCUAUACACAGUUAGGCCUGCUUGGUCUGCUUAGGCCUUCCCCUCAGGCUUGAACUGUUCCAGUGUUGUUUUUUGUUAUAUUUUUUGUUUGAUGGCAUUCUUUCUCCGCAGAGGGCUGUAUGUGACAGCGCAACAGACACUGCUGCAGUGUUUUAAAGCUCAGUAUGUACAGCCCAGCAACAUGUCCGGUGACAGUGCUGUGGUGCACUAAAAUUUAGCAUCUCCAUCCCAGUAACAUAUCUGGCCACAGUGCUGGCCCCUGUUGGAGAAUCCGCUGGCUUACCUUAGAUUCUGAAAGAUUCCUUUUCACCACCAAUCAUUCAGUCUAGCCUCCCUCCUUUUUUCCAUUGUCUUGUUAACAUCUGAAGAAAGUUGGCAGGAAAAGUAGGUUUUAAUAGUCUUGACUUCUUGCUCAUGUUCUCCCAGGUUGAGUUGGCCAAAGGUUUAAGGACACAGUUUUAGUAAUGUGUUUUGUGUGUGUGAAUGUGUGUGUGCAUGUACUUUUUCUGUGCUUUGUAUCCCCUUCAAAGAAGAAAUUUGAAUACAAUAUUGGCGACUUGUGCCCAAUAUUUCCAAUAUACGUUUUGGACUUGCACACGGAUUGCACAAACAUAUAUUACUAACCAAAGGGUAACUCCUUCUUGAGUAAACUGUAAUCUAUUUGAUUCUUUUAAAAAGUUAAAGUUUCAUGUGUCCAUUUAUUUUGAAAAGGACAUACCCCUUAUCCAGUGAGCUCUGCCCUGGAUAUGAAGAUGUGUUCUGCUACAAAUUAAGUGACCAUCCUUUUGAGACUUUGUGGUUGGGGUCAUUUUCCUUUUUCUAUUGGUUACCAUGAUUACCAGUCUUUUCAAACAACUUACUGCAGUUUUUCUUUCACUAUCAUUUUGGAAUGACAAACUGUAUUUGUAGGCCUGUCCCAUCACUCAUCAAAUUGGGGGAAUGAAGCAUUUGUUUUAUCUGCAGUUUUCUGGCUGAACCACAGUUUUCGCAAAUGGAGGAUUGCAAUUAAUGUACUGUUGGCACAGCCAGGCUGCAUGCAGCUUACUGACUACAAGAGUCACUCCGACCCUCCUUCCCUGGGCAAAAUUGUGAUUAUUAUUUGCAGGAACACCUACUAUGAAUGGUCCUUCAUAAGGCCUACAGUAUAUAACAGCUGCAUAAACAUAACAUAGAACCUUCAUAAACAUUACACAGAUCAGUGGUAACCAACCCUUUUCCUGGAGAUCUACCAUCCUGUAGGUUUUCAUUUCAACCAUAAUUUUGCACACCAGUCUCUGCUAAUUAACAGCUGAACACGAUCUCUAGUUGUUGAAUGAGGUGUGUUUUGUUAGGGUUGGAAUUAAAACCUAUAGGACCGUAGAUCUCCAGGAACGGGUUGGUUGCCAUUGACAUAGAUAUUCAUCAAUUCAUCAAUGACAAUAACUACAAGUUGGCAUAUGGUGUAUGUGACUUGGUAUGUCAUGGCAAUGCCUCUUGGUGUAAUGUGUGGAGAUAUAACACCAUAUUUCUAUUUACAGUUAAUGACUAGUGCAUUUAUGUAGCGCUUAUGGAGGCGUUGUGUAGCUCUUAUGAUGAACCAUUCAUGAAAAGCAUUACCCAAUUUUCUUGACAAUAGUUUUUUUUUUGUCUAUCCUGCAGGGCCACAGUCAGUGCUUUAUUUGUUACAUUUAUUGGAACAUUUUUGGAAAAACAUUAGUACUUUGUUACUAAUAUUUUUUUCCAUUUUUAAAAAUUGUUCUGAUUAUGUCCUAAUAUUGAAUUAUAUCCAUAAUAUCAAUCACUCCAGUAUGUCACACAUUUACUGUUUUUCUUUGCGAAGUAUAAAGUGCAGUUUGUCAGUCAGAUGCAGCAACAAGAAAAAAAACCUGCACUAUUAUAAAAAUUUUGAUCAAUUUCACAUUGAAACACCUUUAGAGGGGCCUUUAAAGAGAAAAAAGUAUGUGUGCAUACAUUUACAUUCAUGAACUGAACAGGUAACUGAACAGAAUUUAAGUUGGCUAAGCGAGAUAUGAAGGCCAUGAACUAUGGACUUUGGAAGUGAAGAAUGCAACAUGAUGUUGUAUAGCUCAUUCCUGCUGUAUACAAUGAGACUAGAUUAGUUUUUAUAUCGAUUACAAGUUGCCUUAGAUAAACUGAACCUAGUAUUUAAAGAGAUUGUUUAUUCUUAAGAAAAGCUUUUGUAGAAUUGCUUUAUUUUUUGUAAUGUUGGACAUGUCUAUAUCUGCCUGCACUAAUUAGAUCUGGUGAUGUUCAUUAAUUCUGUCAUUUAUUCAAAAGCAAGACUUUAUGCACAUGUUUAAUUAGAGGUGAUGAUUGGGUGGUCUCAUUGACUAAAAUGACACUGUGGCUGUCAGUCCGCCAGAGAGGUGGAUUGGUCUCAGCUGCGCUGGCUGGUCGAGAGAGCACACACACCUGGGCUGCAUUAGCUAAUCAGCCCAGGUGCUUAAAGGUGUGCUGCUCUCCACAGCUCGGGGCCGAGACCAAUCCGCCUUUCUGGUGGACCGACUGCCACAGUCUCAUUUUGGUCCUUGAGAGAAAUAAUUUGGAUUAUUUCCUGGAGGAAAAUUAACUUCCAAUAUGAAAGUCACUCUCAAAGCAGCAGUUACUGCUUUUACCCUCAAUUUACCAGUCUAAAUAGUUUAUGCCUGGUUGUUCUUUGUUGAAUGGAGUUGUAAGAGCUUACAUGUUUCAAAUUUACAUGCAGUGAAGUUCCAUUUUUAAAUGAAUGAUAAACCACAAACAUCACCCCUUUUCAUACUAAUGUAUUAUUUCAAAUAUAAUUUAAACAAAAAAAAGAACCACAUUUAGCCAUAUUAACUUUGUGAAGAUGUAAAUAACUUGUGGGGGGGGGGGGGGGUCAAAUAUGCAGACUGUUGUGCAAAAAAAUCACACCAUCUGUGUUCAUAAAUACUUUUCCAGAUUGCAUUUGUUUAAACUUUAAUUUCUUGCUCAGCUGACUCCUUGGACCUUUCAAUGAGAGAUAGUGGUAUAUCAGGUUUCUUAUAGAGGACAGAGUGUCACUUUUUUGCUAUGCUAACACCCAUGGUGAAAAAAAAAAAUCAUUGUGCAGUGGGUCUUGCAAAAGUUGUGUGUUCCUUGCCAUUCAUACUAGACCAUCUAUUUUCUUUCCACAUUUGCCUCACAAAAUUUGUAGAUCCAAGACAUCUCUUCACUGUCCACAACACAUUAUGUGAGUGUCCCAUUACAAUGAAGCUGAUGUUUUGAAAUUGGGUUUUAAAGGGACAAAAAUGAAAUGACGCUGUUUUCACUUACCCGGCAAGCUAUCUGCAUGCUAUCUUUUGCUGGAAUUUUACAAGUUAUCGAGAUAUCCGAUGCAGCUUAUCCUGACACAAUGGACCUCAACGGGACCAGGUUUUUGUGGCACUCAAGACACUAAAAAUGUACAUUAAUAACUCACCAGCGCAGCAGUGUCAGCAUUUUUAAAACAAUAUUUAAACAAUGUUUUUAAACAACAUUGACACUGCGCCUCAGAAUGCUGCCAUGCUUUGGUUGAGACUUUUGUGGGUAUGCACAGUUGGCGUACUUUGGUAGCAAGUAGUUUUCAAUGAAACCAUGCACAACAAGGUAUGUGGAUGUUCUUGAGUUAUCGUCAUUUUAUGUUUGGAAAGAUGAUGCUGUUGAGUUUUUCGAAUGUAAAUUUUUUGGUGCUUUGAGCGCCAGAAAAACUUGGUCCUGUUGAGGUAUGUUGUUUCAGGGUGGAUAUCUCUAAAACUUCAAAUCUCAGAAACUAUCUGGAUGGAUAGAUAGCACUCUGGGUAAGGGGAAACAUACAGUAGCUUUAUUUCAUUUUUGGGUGAACUGCCCCUUUAAUUGUAUUGAUCAGUUUGUUUAUAUACCGAACUGUUUCCACACCUAAAUGAUAAACUGUUCACUUGAAACAUUUUCACAUAUCAAUUUGUACACUUUAUUGUAAAUAAUUUUUUAUUUUUUUCUGUUUUUGUAUAAAUUAUAAACUAUAAUUUCCAGUGUGGGUUUGGCCAGUCACUGAUUCAUAAUGCAGCGGGGGGGAUCUUAUUUAGGGAGAGAAAUUGAAAAAAAUAUAUUUUGACAUUUUUAAUUAUGAUAGAUACUGGAUAAUGUAAAGAAAAGUCAAUAUAAAGUGGUACAGCGUUGAGAUUUUUAAUCUCAUUUCCUGGUUUGAAACUUGUUAAGAAUCAUUAAUGUCUACAGCAGACAUGUCUAUAUUUAUUACCUUUGCUCUAAUUCUGACACUUCUCGCCCCCUUUUUCCCUUGUACAUUUGAGGUAGAGUGAACUUUUUAAAAAAUAAAAUUGGAACUGUUUCAUUUCUGCUAUAAAUGUUUUUUGUAAACAGGUGUAUGAAUAGUAUCUUAAAUAAAAUGUGUCCAGUUUUUUU
Messenger RNA from Anguilla rostrata (American eel), 8856 nucleotides. RefSeq names its product sp2 transcription factor (gene sp2). Bases 2458 to 4341 code for a protein of 627 amino acids. Gene Ontology annotation, biological process: regulation of transcription by RNA polymerase II. NCBI's taxonomy places the organism in Eukaryota, Metazoa, Chordata, Actinopteri, Anguilliformes, Anguillidae. The transcript has 8 exons. Gene Ontology annotation, molecular function: DNA-binding transcription factor activity, RNA polymerase II-specific; RNA polymerase II cis-regulatory region sequence-specific DNA binding. The record is from RefSeq and is a predicted model, not a curated record.